Lachancea meyersii CBS 8951 is the source of this 870-nucleotide messenger RNA. NCBI's taxonomy places the organism in Eukaryota, Fungi, Ascomycota, Saccharomycetes, Saccharomycetales, Saccharomycetaceae. The record is from the annotation of a GenBank genome assembly.
AUGGAGUUCUCGUCUCAAGAUUUCGGGUCUGCCAAUUACUUCAAAACAAGACCAACCUACCCAGCCGGAUUUCUGCACCUGCUCAGCCAAUAUCACAAGGGCAAGCGAAGCUUGCUAAUCGACGUGGGAUGCGGUCCUGGAAAUUCUACUUUGGAACUAGCCAAAUAUCUGGGCUUCGAGCAGGUUUGGGGCUCGGACGUGUCUCCCGGUAUGAUCGAGACUGCCAAGACGCAGAAGGAGCUCUCGAACGGCGAAUUUAGCGCCGACAACGUCCAGUUCAGCGUGCACGCCGCAGAAGACCUGGACUGGGUGGCGCCCAACGCUGCAGACAUGGUGACGGCGGCCCAGUGCUGCCACUGGCUGGACUUUGGCGUUUUUCAGAACGCUGUUUUCCGCACGCUUAGGAAAGGGGGCACACUUGCCAUCUGGGGGUACGUGGACCCACAUUUCGCAGACUAUCCCGAGCUUGACCGCGUUCUAUUCAAUUUCCAAUACGGAGAAGACCAAUUGGGGCCCUACUGGGAAAAGCCGGGUCGAGUUAUUUUACGGGACUUGUUACGAACGCAGAAACUCGACAACUCACGAUUUGAUGAUGUUUUACAGGUCGAGUACGACCCUCGAAACCCGGAAACCCAGUCUACCCUACAAAUCCCGCUAAAAGUCGAUCGCCAGAUGACCGUUGCCGAAUUCGACCACUAUAUCGAGAGUUGGAGUGCCUACAACGCCUGGAAACGCACAAACAAGGCAAAAACUGACAUUCGCCAGCACUUCAUGCGUAAAUUGAGAACUCACACGGGACUGUCGUCGUCCCAGUCUACGAUGAAUGUCACUUGGAAGACCAUCUACAAAUUUGCUCGCAAAAAGUCAUAG